AUCGACUCUCUAUCAACAGUCGUACCGUCAUAAAAAAUUCGUCAACUUUGAACUUUUUCUUCCUGAAAGUUAACGCAUCAAAUCAAAAACCUUAAAAACUACUUCUUCAACCUAACACUUUUAAAUUUUCAUUUUCAUUAUUGUUCCAUCAAUAAAUUGGCAAACAUUUUCCCCUUUAGUUAAUUUUUCUGAAGUUAGGGUUUCAAUUUCUCUAGAGAAGAACUAUGUUGGAUUCGCAAAGUUGGCCGGCGAUGGAUCUGAUGAGAUCAGAAGAAAUGCAUUUGGUGCAGCUAAUUAUUCCUAUCGAAUCUGCUCAUCGUACCAUUUCUUAUCUCGGUGAUCUUUCCGUUUUCCAAUUUAAAGAUCUUAAUAUUGAAAAGAGCCCCUUUCAGAGGACUUAUGCCGCUCAGAUAAAAAGAUGUGCAGAAAUGGCGCGUAAGAUAAGGUUUUUUAAGGAGCAAAUGACAAAAGCUGGUUUAGUGUCCUCAACAAGUUUUUUUUCUAGAGAUAAUGUACAAAUGGAUGCAUUAGAGGUGAGGCUUCGUGAACUUGAGGCUGAGAUUUUAGAGAUGAAUGCCAAUAGUGAGAAGUUACAACACUCAUACAAUGAGCUGAUAGAAUAUAAGCUCGUUUUGAUGAAGGCAUCUGAGUUUUUUCAUUCGGCUUUUAGUACAGCAGCUCAGUGGACAGAAAAUGAAGCUCUUCGCUUGGGUGACAGAUCAAUGGAUAGUCCUUUAUUACGAGAACAAGAAAUGAUGGUCGAUCCAUCAAAACAUGUUAGGCUUGGAUUCAUCAGCGGUCUGGUCCCUAAAGAAAAAUCUAUGGCAUUUGAGAGAAUUCUUUUUCGAGCAACCAGGGGUAAUGUUUUUCUGAAGGAAGCAAUGCUUGACCAUCCUGUUGUCGAUCCAGCAUCAGGUCAAAAGGUUGAGAAAAAUGUAUUUGUGAUCUUCUAUUCUGGAGAGAGGGCAAAAAACAAAGUAGUGAAAAUAUGUGAAGCUUUUGGAGCAAAUUGUUACUCAUUUUCUGAUGACCCAGAAAAGCAACAACUGAUGAUGAAAGAGGUCACUGCAAGACUAAAUGAGCUAAAGACUACUAUAGAUGUUGGUCUUGUGCACCGUGACAAUGUUUUAAGUACCAUUGGAUCUCAAAUUGAAGAAUGGAACCAUUUGGUUAAAAAGGAGAAAUCCAUUUAUCACACCUUGAAUAUGCUCAAUGUAGAUGUGACAAAGAAGUGCCUAGUUGCAGAAGGUUGGUGUCCAGUUUUUUCUACUAAAGAGAUUCAAGAUACACUGCGAAAGGCAACAUUUGACACCAACUCACAAGUUGGGUCUAUUUUCCAUAUUUUGCCAAAGAAGGAAUCGCCACCAACUUAUUUUCGUACAAACAAAUUUACGAGUGCUUUCCAAGGAAUUGUAGAUGCAUAUGGUGUUGCCAAGUACCAGGAAGCAAAUCCUGGUGUGUACACAAUCAUUACCUUUCCUUUUCUGUUUGCUGUAAUGUUUGGUGAUUGGGGCCAUGGCAUUUGUUUGCUUUUAGCAACAUUGUAUUUGAUCAUGAGGGAAAAGAAGUUCUCCAGCCAGAAACUUGGAGAUAUUAUGGAGAUGGCGUUUGGUGGUCGCUAUCUAAUUAUGAUGAUGGCUUUAUUCUCUAUAUACACGGGACUGAUCUAUAAUGAAUUCUUUUCGCGUCCAUUUGAAAUGUUUGGACCCUCUGCCUAUGCAUGCAAUGAAACGUCAUGCCGGGAUGCUUCUACAUCUGGUUUGAUAAAAGUACAUGAUACUUACCCAUUUGGAGUAGAUCCUGUUUGGCAUGGUAGUCGCAGUGAGUUGCCUUUCCUUAACUCUUUGAAGAUGAAAAUGUCGAUUCUUCUUGGAGUGGUGCACAUGAACCUUGGAAUCUUGUUGAGCUAUUUUAAUGCCAAGUUCUUCAAAAAUGACCUGAAUAUAUGGUAUCAGUUUGUUCCCCAGAUGAUUUUUUUAAACAGUCUAUUUGGCUACCUUUCACUUCUCAUUAUUGUCAAAUGGUGCACUGGUUCUAAAGCUGAUCUUUAUCAUAUACUAAUAUACAUGUUCCUAAGUCCAACUGAUGAUCUUGGGGAGAAUCAGCUAUUUUUUGGUCAGAAGUUUCUUCAGAUCUUGUUGCUUUUUCUGGCUCUCAUAUCUGUACCAUGGAUGCUAUUUCCUAAGCCUUUUCUAUUGAAGAAGCAACAUGAAGAACGGCACCAAGGUCGUUCAUAUUCGCUUCUUGAUGAUGCUGCUGAUUCUUUGAAUUUUGAAAUGGAGCACGAUUCACAUGUACAUGAUGAAUUUGAAUUCAGUGAAAUUUUUGUUCACCAAUUAAUACACACCAUAGAAUUUGUGCUCGGAGCGGUCUCGAAUACAGCUUCAUAUUUGCGAUUGUGGGCUCUCAGUCUUGCACAUUCAGAACUCUCGAGUGUUUUCUAUGAUAAAGUGUUGCUUUUGGCCUGGGGGUAUAACAACAUCGUGAUCCUGAUCAUCGGGAUAACUGUAUUUGUAUCUGCCACUGUUGGUGUCCUAUUAGUGAUGGAAACUCUUAGUGCAUUCCUUCAUGCUAUGAGACUUCAUUGGGUAGAAUUUCAGAAUAAGUUCUUUGAAGGAGAUGGUUACAAGUUCCAACCAUUCUCAUUUGCAUCCCUUGAUGACGAUGAUGAGUGAUGCUGUUGGCACCAAUGUACCAUGCUUCUUUUUGAAGCUCAUUUGUUUCAAGCCGAAGAGGCAUACACCUUUGGCAACCUCGUCACCCUGCUAUAUAUGUGCUGUGGAGGUCUGGUUGCCGUAGCUUUCUGGUUGUUGACUAAUUAUUGCAGAUUAUGUUAAACUGGCGUCACUAGGUGAGAAUUCCUCCUACAAAUCAAGCAUACCGGAAAUCUUCCUCGCAUACAAAUACGUGCUAGAAGUGUGUUAUAUUAUACAUGUAUGUUGUACCAUUUAUAUCUUUACCUGCAAAAUGUUGUCAUAUUCCACCAAUUUGCUAGUUAGUAGAAAAAUGAUAGUUUUGAUCAGUUAUGUAAAGUUCUAUAGGCUACAGCAGAGUGCUGAAUCUAACCAUUCUUACCCUAUUUUUUGUAACUAAUUCCUUCCUUCCCUUUUGACACCAUAGUAAACUGCUCCUAAGAUUUGUAUUGUACGAAUUCAUAUACAAAUGGCAGUAAUUAAAUCAAUUUGGCAAUAAGUGCAAUUCUCAGUUCUAUCAUUCUGCAAUAUUUCUACCUUACAUGUUCAUGAAGCAAGGCCUCAGUAAUCAUUAGGAAGACUACAUGCAGCCUAGCCGGUGAAAGUAAAAGGUUCAUGUCUAAAACAAAACCCCAACAAAUAAUAUUAAAUUUGUUCUCUAAACAACAUUAAAUUUAAAUAAAAUAGAAUUGAAUGAGUAAAUAUUUACAUAAUAUUCCUGUUUUAUUUCCUACUGGAAUGUCUCUAAGCUCUACAACGAUUCAAAUUUAAGACAAGUUGCGAUAAAGUUUUGUGAUUAGUUACAUAAGAUUCCAGGUAGGUGCAAGGCGAGCAAAAUUGUCUUUAUAUCUGCAAGGGGACAAUACUUCACCAAAUUGGUAGCUAUUUGCUCUUCAUCUGUAGAUACAACACUAAAGUUGGCCACUGUUGCAGCAACCUUGCUUUAGUGGACAGGCACCACAAUCAGUGUCAGUGUAAGGAUGGUCUUCCACCAGCUGAAUACCACCAGCUACCCACCACCACUGCAGCCAGCAUCACCUGGGUUGCGUUCUUGGGAUCGCACUGAACUGUACUUAUUGUCAAUGCUAACAUAUAAAAAUCAAUUGGUGAUUGAAAGAAGAGUUCCAAUGACUUCAAAAUUGUGCACACAUCUUUAUUUCAUCAAUGUGGGACAAAUCAUGCAAGAAUGUUAUUAACAUAUCAUAACAACUUCUGCCCAUCCAUAAAGAUUAUACAAUUUAGAAUUGGUCAAUUAAAAGACAUCUCUAUCUUAGCAACAUUAUACAAUCAUCAAAAGACUAAGCAUUAGCAAUCAUUCAUGGAAGAAUGCUGAAAAAGCAGUGUGCUUCGCAAAAUAGUCCAUUCUUAAUAGUCAUCAAGGGUUUUGUCGGAACUUGCAACACUAAUGCCAACUGAAUUAUAAUGUAUUUACUUGAUUUAUAAGAUAAGUUCAAAAAGAGUUGAAGUUUAAUAAAUUUCAAAAAAGGUAGCCCAAGCUGAUUUUCAUGCACUAAUUAAGAUUAUCAAAGCUAAUUAUGCCCCACAAAUAUAAUUUUAAAAUGUUAGAAACUAAUUUUUUGCUUUCCCUUUUGACACCAUUGUAAUUGCUGCUAACAUAAGUAUACUAUGAAUUCUUAUAGAAUUGCCAUUAAUUAGACCAAUGUGUG
Messenger RNA from Amaranthus tricolor (Joseph's coat), 4360 nucleotides. Its product is annotated as V-type proton ATPase subunit a3-like. Lineage: Eukaryota; Viridiplantae; Streptophyta; Magnoliopsida; Caryophyllales; Amaranthaceae. The coding region runs from base 225 to 2675 and encodes 816 amino acids. The transcript is spliced from 18 exons. Gene Ontology annotation, biological process: proton transmembrane transport; vacuolar acidification. The record is from RefSeq and is a predicted model, not a curated record. Gene Ontology annotation, cellular component: vacuolar proton-transporting V-type ATPase complex; vacuolar proton-transporting V-type ATPase, V0 domain. Gene Ontology annotation, molecular function: ATPase binding; proton-transporting ATPase activity, rotational mechanism.